AGUAAAGCAAAUUAAAGCAUGCAUGUCCAAAAACAACCAUGAGAUUGGAUAUCUAUAACUAGAGGGAGAUAGAACAGUAUUCGAAUACUAUUCUCAUCAUGUCAAGCAAUGGAAUCGGUAUUAUUCUCUUGUUUCUCAACUUUGUUUCAUCCAUUUCUGGGUUGAACCAUGAAGGUCUCUCUUUGCUUUCAUGGCUUUCUACUUUCAAUUCUUCUUCUGCUGCUGCUUUCUUCGCUUCAUGGAAUCCAUCCCACUCAAAUCCAUGCACAUGGGAUUACAUUAAAUGUAAUCAUGGAGGCUUCGUUACUGAAAUCACAAUCUCCAACAUCAAUCUUCAUACAACCUUUCCCACUCAGAUCGUCUCUUUUCAGCAUCUUACUGCUCUUGUUCUUUCACGUGGGAACCUCAGUGGGGAAAUUCCACCUUCAAUAGGGAACCUCUCAUCAUUGGUCACCUUGAACCUUAGUUUUAAUGCUAUCUCUGGAAAUAUUCCUGCUCAGAUUGGGAUGUUGUCUGAUUUGCAGUCAUUGUCUCUGAAUACAAAUUCCUUACACGGAGGGAUUCCGAGGGAAAUUGGAAACUGUUCAAAGCUUCAGCUGCUUGAACUGUUUGAUAAUCAUCUUUCUGGGAAGAUUCCAACAGAGAUAGGGCAGUUGGUGGCACUGGAGAUUUUCCGAGCUGGGGGGAACUCAGGUAUUGAAGGUGAAAUCCCGACGCAGAUAUCGAAUUGCAAACGACUAGCUUUUCUUGGGCUUGCAGACACUGGUAUUUCAGGGCAAAUUCCAACAAGUUUAGGGGAGCUGAAGAAUCUCAAAACUCUUUCAAUCUAUACAAGCAAACUUAAUGGUCACAUCCCACCAGAAAUAGGUAAUUCAUCAGCCUUGGAGGAUUUGUUCCUUUAUGGAAACCAACUUUCUGGUGAGAUUCCUGAAGAAGUGGGUUCAUUGAAGAAUCUGAAGAGGGUGUUACUGUGGCAAAACCAGCUGAGUGGGAGAAUUCCAAACUCACUUGGGAACUGUUCAAGUUUGGUUAUGAUUGAUAUCUCAUUGAAUUAUCUAAGUGGGGAGGUUCCUUCAUCUCUUGCCAAUUUAGUUGCAUUGGAGGAGCUUCUUUUGUCUGGUAACAACCUUUCUGGUGAGAUACCACCUUUUAUUGGCAACUUUUCAAGCCUAAAGCAACUGGAGUUAGAUAACAACAGAUUCUCUGGUGAGAUUCCAGCCACCAUUGGACAACUGAAGGAGCUUUCACAGUUCUUUGCCUGGCAAAAUCAGCUUCGUGGAAGCAUACCAACUGAGCUAGCCAACUGUGAGAAACUUCAACAUUUGGAUAUAUCACACAAUUUCAUUACUGGUUCAGUUCCAAGUUCUCUGUUCAAUUUGAAGAACUUGACCCAAUUGUUGUUGUUAUCAAACAGACUUUCUGGUGAAAUCCCACAAACUCUGGGAAAUUGCACUAGCUUGACCCGUUUAAGGAUGGGAUCAAAUAACUUUAGUGGUCACAUUCCAUCAGCAAUCGGGCAUUUGCAUAGUUUGAGCUAUCUUGAAUUAUCAGAAAAUCAGUUCACUGGAGAAAUUCCUCCUGAUAUUGGCAACUGCACUCAUUUAGAAAUGGUAGAUUUGCGUGCAAAUAAGCUCCAAGGUACAAUUCCAGCGUCUUUUGAAUUCCUUGCUGAUCUUAACAUUCUGGACCUUUCAAUGAACAGCAUAACAGGCACCAUCCCUCACAACUUAGGCAAGCUGACAUCGUUAAACAAGAUGGUAAUCAGUGGAAACUCAAUAACAGGUUUCAUCCCUAAGUCACUGGGAAACUGUAAGGAUUUACAAUUGUUGGAUAUAAGCAGAAACAAGAUUGCUGGUUCGAUCCCGGAAGAGAUCGGUCUUCUGCAAGGACUCGAUAUACUCUUGAACUUGAGUUGGAAUGCUUUAACUGGACCUAUGCCAGAAAGCUUUUCAAAUCUCUCAAAACUGGCCAACUUAGACCUUUCUCACAACAUGCUAACUGGGAGCCUUAUGGUCUUAGGAGGCCUUGACAAUCUUGUUUCAUUGGAUGUCUCAUUCAAUAACUUUUCAGGUGUCCUUCCUGAUACUAAGUUCUUCCACAAUCUCCCCAGCACUGCAUUUUCUGGCAAUCAAGAGCUCUGCAUUAACCAAACCGAGUGCGGAUCGAGUGGAAGUCCCCAUUCGAAAAGAUCAACCCGAAAUCUUAUCAUGCGCACUCUUUUCAGUGUAACUGUAACCAUUUUAGUAGUCAUUGUUGCCGUGUAUUUAUUUAUCAGAGUUCAUGGAGCCAAACAUGAAGAUGAUUUCUUGGACUGGCAUUUUACCCCCUUCCAAAAGCUAAACUUCUCUGUGAAUGACAUAUUGACGAGUCUGUCUGAUUCAAACAUCAUUGGAAAGGGUUGUUCUGGUGUGGUUUAUCGUGUUGAGACAACCACAAAGCAGGUGGUUGCAGUGAAGAAACUAUGGCCAAUCAAGAACGGUGAGUUUCCGGAGAGGGAUUUGUUUUCUGCAGAAGUUCAGACCCUUGGAUCCAUAAGGCAUAAAAAUAUAGUGAGGCUACUGGGAUGUUGUGACAAUGGAAAAACCAGACUACUCUUGUUUGAUUACAUCAGUAAUGGGAGCUUAGCUGGAUUGCUACAUGAGAAGAACAUGUUCUUGGACUGGGAUGCAAGAUAUAAGAUCAUACUUGGAGCAGCUCAAGGUUUAGCUUAUCUUCACCAUGAUUGUAUUCCACCGAUAGUUCAUCGUGAUAUCAAAUCCAACAACAUCUUAGUUGGUCCACAGUUUGAAGCUUUCUUGGCAGACUUUGGUCUGGCAAAGCUGAUUGAUGUUUCAGAGAGUCCAAGAGCCUCCAACAUUAUUGCAGGUUCUUAUGGAUAUAUUGCUCCAGAGUAUGGAUACAACAUGAGGAUCACAGAGAAAAGUGAUGUAUACAGCUUUGGUGUAGUUCUCCUUGAAGUUUUAACAGGCAUGGAACCAACAGACAACAGUAUUCCAGACGGCGUCCACAUUAUCACUUGGAUCAACACUGAAGUUCGUGAAAAGAGGAAAGAUUACACAACAAUUCUUGACCAGAUGCUCCUCAUAAGAUCAAGCACACAAAUCCAAGAGAUGCUUCAAGUGCUGGGGGUGGCUUUCUUAUGUGUCAAUCCGUGUCCCGAAGAACGACCCACCAUGAAAGAUGUAACAGCAAUGUUGAAAGAGAUCAGGAACGAGAAUGAUGAUUCUGAGAAACCAAAUCUUCUUUGUAAAAGAAUAACAAACAACCCCGAAGCUACAGUUCAAUGUUCUAGUUUCUCUAGAUCAUCUGAACCUCUCAUUAGUUCACCUUCAUAAUUUAUGUGCUUUAGUUUCGUUGGUAUUUGCUUCUUAACAGCCAUUUGUAUAGCUCUGAAUCCUGAUAAUUUGUAGCAAAAGUAAGCCUCAAGCUGCUACUUCAUUAAUCUGAUAUGAACUCCUUAGCAUUGCCUUUUUUA
Gossypium raimondii (Peruvian cotton) is the source of this 3475-nucleotide messenger RNA. Its product is annotated as LRR receptor-like serine/threonine-protein kinase RGI2. Gene Ontology annotation, biological process: protein phosphorylation. The record is from RefSeq and is a predicted model, not a curated record. Bases 99 to 3335 code for a protein of 1078 amino acids. Gene Ontology annotation, molecular function: ATP binding; protein kinase activity; protein binding. Lineage: Eukaryota; Viridiplantae; Streptophyta; Magnoliopsida; Malvales; Malvaceae. The transcript has 2 exons.